AUGUCCGAUCGCGAGUUCAGUUCGAACGAUGACCUGUCGCUUCCCAAAGCUACGGUCCAGAAAAUAAUCACCGAGAUCCUUCCCCCCUCGUCGGGCCAAACAUUUUCUAAAGAUGCACGCGAUCUGCUCAUGGAAUGCUGCGUUGAAUUCAUCACCCUAAUCUCCUCCGAGGCCAACGACAUCAGCGAGAAGGAGGCUAAGAAAACAAUCGCCUGCGAGCAUGUGGAGCGGGCCUUACGCGAUCUUGGCUUUAGCGAUUACAUCCAGGACGUUCUCGCCGUGGCUGAGGAACACAAGGAGCAGUUGAAGUCUCGAGAAAAGAAGCAAAGCAAGAUGGAGCAGAGCGGGUUGUCCGAGGAAGAACUUUUGCGACAGCAACAAGAGCUGUUCCGCUCCGCGACCGAGAAAUACCAUGCCGCUCCUGAAUAA
Aspergillus melleus is the source of this 429-nucleotide messenger RNA. RefSeq names its product negative cofactor 2 transcription regulator complex subunit NCB2 (gene nctB). Lineage: Eukaryota; Fungi; Ascomycota; Eurotiomycetes; Eurotiales; Aspergillaceae. Gene Ontology annotation, cellular component: negative cofactor 2 complex. Gene Ontology annotation, biological process: chromatin remodeling; RNA polymerase II preinitiation complex assembly; negative regulation of transcription by RNA polymerase II. Gene Ontology annotation, molecular function: protein heterodimerization activity; TBP-class protein binding; core promoter sequence-specific DNA binding. The transcript has 4 exons. Bases 1 to 429 code for a protein of 142 amino acids. The record is from RefSeq and is a predicted model, not a curated record.